CAUCCCCUAAAAUUCCUGAGAAGGAGCACUGUGGUCUGGGGUACCAGGGCGGGGCUGACCGAGGGUCUUUCCACAGCCGCCUGCCAGUGCUCGAGGCUGAGCCCCCAAAAAAGGACGGACUGUGGCUUCUCUGGCAUCACCAGCGACCAGUGCUUUGACAAAGGAUGCUGCUUCGACUCCAGUGUCGCUGGGGUCCCCUGGUGUUUCGAACCCCUCCCGAAGCAAGAGUCAGAGCAGUGCGUCAUGGAGGUCACAGACCGAAAAGACUGUGGCUACCCAGGCAUCAGCCCCGAGGAAUGCGCCUCUCGGAACUGCUGCUUCUCCAACCUCAUCUUUGAAGUGCCCUGGUGCUUCUACCCGAAGUCUGUGGAAGGUAACGUGUCUGUGGGACGCGCCCUCUGGUUCCUGGACACCAUGAUUCCUCCUCCGUCCCUAGAGGUGGGGUGCAGGGAGGGCAGCUGCCUCGCUUCCUCAACGCCAUCGAGGCCAGGGCCCCUGCCUCCUAUGGGAUUCUGA
Molecule: messenger RNA, 516 nt
Organism: Piliocolobus tephrosceles (Ugandan red Colobus)
Lineage: Eukaryota; Metazoa; Chordata; Mammalia; Primates; Cercopithecidae
Gene: TFF2
Product: trefoil factor 2
Exons: 2
Biological process (GO): negative regulation of gastric acid secretion; chemokine-mediated signaling pathway; maintenance of gastrointestinal epithelium
Molecular function (GO): CXCR4 chemokine receptor binding
Source: RefSeq, a predicted model, not a curated record